Messenger RNA from Daucus carota subsp. sativus, 1413 nucleotides. RefSeq names its product myb family transcription factor IPN2. Gene Ontology annotation, molecular function: DNA binding; DNA-binding transcription factor activity. The transcript is spliced from 6 exons. The record is from RefSeq and is a predicted model, not a curated record. Lineage: Eukaryota; Viridiplantae; Streptophyta; Magnoliopsida; Apiales; Apiaceae. The coding region runs from base 100 to 1197 and encodes 365 amino acids.
UUUCUCUCGUUAAAAAACGCACCUUAUUCUUCUUGUGUUUGCAUCGCAUUUGUUCUUCUUGAAUCUCUCUCUCAACCAGGAGGAGAAAGGGGAGAGAGAAUGUUCCAUUCCUCGAAGAAGGCAAAUAUUAAUACAAAUAUGAAUUCGCAUCACGAUAAUCGAGGCAUGUCAGCAUGUGUUCAAGGCGACUCUGGUCUUGUCCUCACCACUGAUCCCAAACCUCGUCUCCGGUGGACUGUUGAGCUCCAUGAACGCUUUGUUGAUGCUGUUACCCAGCUUGGGGGACCAGACAAGGCUACACCGAAGACGAUUAUGAGAGUCAUGGGUGUGAAGGGGCUUACUCUUUAUCAUCUCAAGAGUCAUCUUCAGAAAUUCAGGCUUGGGAAACAACCCCACAAGGAAUUUAGUGACCAUCACUCAAUUAAAGAUGGUGAGAGAGCCUCGGCUUUAGAACUCCAGAGAAAUUCUGCAUCCUCUUCUGGAAUGAUGGCUCGUAGUAUGAAUGAGAUGCAAUUGGAGGUGCAGAGAAGACUGCAUGAACAAUUAGAGGUGCAAAGACACCUCCAGUUGAGAAUUGAGGCACAAGGGAAGUACAUGCAGACAAUCCUAGAGAAAGCUUGCCAGACUCUUGUCGGUGAAAACAUGGCGAAUUCUGGUUACAAAACCGACCAUGUCUCCGGCAUGAAAGAGUAUGGCCAUCACCUCAACUUCCCAUCUCUUCAAGAUCUUAACUUAUACGGAGGUGACCAACAACUAGAACUUCAACACACAAUGGAAAGAUCAUCAUCUCUUGAUGGAUUUUUGGCUAACAAUGAUCCAAACAUUUGCAUUGGAAAAAAGAGGCCUAAUUCUAGUUAUACUAGUGGUGGUACUGGUAAGAGCCCAAUAAUAUGGUCCGAAGAUCUUCGUCUUCAUGAACUAACAGGAACUGCAGCCUCUUGCCUCGGCUCUCAAGACCAUGAUCCUUUUAAAGGGGAUGAUGAUCAGAUCCAGAUUGAGAGAGUGGGUGACAUGGAUUCCGCGGCUGAUAUGUAUGAGCGAAAGCCAAUGGCUGGCGGAGUCAGCAUUGAUGAUAAGAAAUUCGAUGCAUCGUCUAAACUAGAAAGGCCAUCCCCGAGAAGACCAAAUCUGCAGGCGGAGAGGCUGAGCCCUAUGAUUGGUGGUGGCAUGUCAAGAGGAACUUCCCCGUUUGGGUGAAAUAUACAAAUAACAGAUUGAUCAUAGAUGCAUAUGAGAAUUAAUAUACUUGACUUUACCUAAUUGCAUUUGCUAGGAGACUUUGAUGGAGUCUCAGAUACAGUUUUUUGGGAAUGUUUGUAGUAAUUUAUAUAUGUUGACAUAUAUAAGAGCAUUGGCUUGAGUAUGAUCAACAAGUAAUAAUGCAAUGCAAUGCAUGCAUGCAAUUACUAAGAA